AUGGAUUUCCUCAGUCGCCCCAACUCAACCGUCCAGCGCUGCUCUCCCCAGAGCGGAGGGAUCCCGCCCGCCAGUGACGCGGCCGUCGCCGCCGCGCCCAGGGCCCGGUUGGGCGAUACCACUACUUUGUGGGGGGAGACCAGAAUAGGAAACACCACUUUAGAGACUAAGAAGGGGAGCUCGGCACUCCAGUUCUCUGACCACGCCCCUCGGUACGGCUCCGCCCCUUGUUGGGGCGGGGCCACGCAGACUGGGGCCCGCGCGAGAAGGGACUCUGGUAACUUAACCUCCCGACUCCCACGAACUGGACUGCAGGUCGCGCUCCCACCUUCCCCUGCCAGGGAUGAAGGUGGCGAGACUUUGGCUCCGAUCUCUUGGAGCUGCCCAGGAGGAGAGUUUGAGGGGGGUCCCCUUACACGCCUGAAUCCCUGCACAGAUGAGGUCGGGGCGCUGGUCUUUGACAUUGGCUCCUUCUCAGUUCGCGCCGGGUACGCUGGAGAGGACUGCCCCAAGGCUGACUUCCCCACCACGGUGGGGCUGCUGGCCGCAGAGGAGGGAGGCGGGCUGGAGCUGGAGGGGGAGAAAGAGAAGAAAGGGAAGAUCUUCCACAUCGACACCAAUGCCCUGCACGUACCGCGGGAUGGAGCGGAGGUCAUGUCACCCCUCAAGAAUGGCAUGAUUGAGGACUGGGAGUGCUUCCGAGCCAUCCUGGAUCACACCUACAGCAAACAUGUCAAGUCUGAGCCAAAUCUACACCCAGUGCUCAUGUCAGAGGCCCCGUGGAACACCCGGGCCAAGCGGGAGAAGCUGACAGAGCUGAUGUUCGAGCAGUACAACAUUCCUGCCUUCUUCUUAUGCAAGACAGCUGUGCUCACUGCCUUUGCAAAUGGACGCUCCACAGGACUUGUGCUGGACAGUGGGGCCACACACACCACAGCCAUUCCAGUUCACGACGGCUAUGUGCUGCAGCAAGGCAUCGUCAAGUCACCCCUGGCAGGGGACUUCAUCUCCAUGCAGUGCCGGGAGCUCUUCCAGGAAAUGGCUAUUGACAUCAUCCCACCUUACAUGAUCGCAGCCAAGGAACCCGUAAGGGAGGGUGCCCCCCCAAACUGGAAGAAGAAGGAGAAGCUGCCCCAGGUCUCCAAGUCCUGGCAUAACUACAUGUGCAACGAGGUGAUCCAGGACUUCCAGGCUUCGGUGCUGCAAGUCUCAGACUCCCCCUAUGAUGAGCAGGUGGCUGCACAAAUGCCCACAGUGCAUUAUGAGAUGCCCAAUGGCUACAACACGGACUAUGGCGCCGAGAGACUCCGCAUCCCUGAGGGCCUGUUUGAUCCCUCAAAUGUUAAGGGCCUGUCGGGGAACACCAUGUUAGGCGUGGGCCAUGUGGUGACCACCAGCAUCGGCAUGUGUGACAUCGACAUUCGCCCGGGUCUCUACGGUAGUGUCAUUGUCACGGGCGGGAACACUCUGCUGCAGGGUUUCACAGACAGGCUCAAUCGAGAGCUUUCUCAGAAGACCCCACCGAGCAUGCGGUUGAAGCUCAUUGCCAGCAACAGCACCAUGGAGCGCAAGUUCAGCCCCUGGAUUGGGGGCUCCAUCUUGGCCUCACUGGGUACUUUCCAGCAGAUGUGGAUCUCCAAGCAGGAAUACGAGGAGGGCGGGAAGCAGUGCGUGGAGCGGAAAUGCCCCUGAAGGUGCCCUCUCCCCACACCCGGGGCCUCCCAACCUGGCAGCAGGAGGGGAAGGAGGGGUAGUUGUUUCCCCGGCUAGGCCUCUGCAAGCGCAGAUUGAAGACCCUCCAACCCCCAGCCCCCAAUGCCCACAUCGCCCCCUCCUCUUCCUCUCCCUCUUGGCUUGUAA
Tupaia belangeri chinensis (Chinese tree shrew) is the source of this 1860-nucleotide messenger RNA. RefSeq names its product actin like 6B (gene ACTL6B). The transcript is spliced from 15 exons. The record is from RefSeq and is a predicted model, not a curated record. The coding region runs from base 1 to 1692 and encodes 563 amino acids. NCBI's taxonomy places the organism in Eukaryota, Metazoa, Chordata, Mammalia, Scandentia, Tupaiidae.